AUGUCCACCACCCCAACAAUUGAAGAUCAUUGCUUAACAAUGGAAAAGCUUUCUGGCUCAUUACUCCUUCGUCUUACCCUCAUAUUCAAUUUAAUCACUAGUAUCAUAGCACUCCCAUUGCUUCUAGCGGCUAGUUAUGCUUUGUGGAGAGCCCGAGUUGCAAAAUUAUUCCAUGUUAACAUUAUAAUAAUGUUCCAAGUUCACAUACUCGGAUUUAUAUUACACUGCUUCAGUAGAAUAAUCCUCCACACGCUCGAUUUGUACAACUACGCAUUUCUGGAUUACUGUAACAUGACACCUAGCACAAUCAGAUGUUUCGUGUUUCGAGUACAGUAUGUUUUUGGGUUAUGGAUAGUGUGUGCAACUACAGUACCACUGGUAAUUGAGAGGUAUAUUGCAACUGUGAAAUCUUCAAAUUAUGAGCACAUCGGAUGCUCUUUAGGAGUUGCUAUGGCAGCGCUACAGGUUCUUAUUGCAUUUGGUCUAACUUUUAUAAAUUUUCGAAGCUUUUCAUUUGAGGAGCCUGUUAUGAAUUAUUGCAUGGGAAUUAAAGCUGGGGCGGUUAGCAACACUGAAAAGGCUGCGUUUGUAAGCCUUGUCGUCCAAGUUCUAGCCAGGAUUUUGUUUCAUUAUUUGCUGAAAAUAAAUGAGAAUUAUCGAAAACAGCAACUGACAUCUUCGCUAUCCAAUCGAUACUCUUUGGAGCAGAACUUGAAAUCUAUGAAGACUUUGAAAAGGUUCGCAGACUUGCAGUCGGUUUUUAUGGUUAUCCAUAUGGCAUUGUUCAUUUUGAUAUUGAAUAUUGGAGAAAGCGUGGAGAAGGCGACGUACAUUUCGCUGGUGGAAAUGAACGCUCCAUACCCCAUCUACGCUGUCAUCUCGAUUGUGGUCCUUCUCAAAAAAGCGCAUCUGAACAAAGUGAAGCUAAAAAAGACCCUCGAAACUCAUGUAUAUGCAGAUCAAAGUGUCUACUUUGAGAAUUUCAAAAAGUUUUUGGUUUAG
Molecule: messenger RNA, 1002 nt
Organism: Caenorhabditis briggsae
Lineage: Eukaryota; Metazoa; Nematoda; Chromadorea; Rhabditida; Rhabditidae
Gene: Cbr-srab-9
Product: Protein CBR-SRAB-9
Exons: 5
Coding region: 1-1002 (333 amino acids)
Source: RefSeq, a predicted model, not a curated record